Molecule: messenger RNA, 288 nt
Organism: Hypoxylon trugodes
Lineage: Eukaryota; Fungi; Ascomycota; Sordariomycetes; Xylariales; Hypoxylaceae
Exons: 3
Coding region: 1-288 (95 amino acids)
Source: RefSeq, a predicted model, not a curated record
AUGAGCGAUCGGCAGCAGAGCGAGACAGGGCACGACUUGCCGCCGGAAGAUGAGUGGAGAGCCUUUGGAUCACAUGGAGAUUCUAAUAUAGAGGCAAUUGAAUACUACGUUUCUAUAUCAUUUUUCCAGAAGAACGAUAAAGUCUGGUACUCGCCGCCCGGCGCGACAAAUUUGGAAGGUCCUUACACAGUGAUCAGCCAUGACGGGAAUGAGACCUACACCAUUAAACUCGAUUCUACUGGCCAAACCUGCACGGAAAUUCCCAAAGCAAAAUUGCAGAGAUUUUAG